GCCAUCCUCACUCCCACUCCAAACUCCCCACUGCCGCUCCCGCUCCCCGCUCCCCGCUCCCCGCUCCAAGAUAAAUUCUCUCCAGAUCGCAGGGAAACUUCCAAAGAUUACAACUUUCUUCUCGAUCUCAACAUCCCCACAAUCUCAAUCUCCCUAAACGUCUGAAAAUUCCAUUCUUCCAUUUUUUUCCACCCGCUUAUCUUCACCAUAGCCAUGGGUUCCCUGCGCCAUGCCGACCUCGUAAGAGACCCUAGAGACGAGCUUGUCGUCACCCAAGUAAGCUUCGGUGGCUUCGAUGAUUCCGUUGAAGCCAAAAAUCUUGCCGAAUUCCUCGAAAACAACGCUGGUGUCAUCUGGCGAUGCCGCGUCAAGAAGACGUGGUCGCCGCCUGAUUUCUUUCCCAACUUCACCGUCUUCUCCUCCGCUCGCCGAAGGGCGUCGGCGGACGAAUCCGUUGCCAAGGUCAUUACCCCUCACGCAUUUGUCCACUUCGCCAGCGCUAAGGCUGCCAAGCGCGCCAUCGCCGCGGCCGGCCGAUCAAGUCUUAUUCUUGAUGGACGUGUCCUACGCGUCAACUCCGGCGCAGAGAGUGCCCAACGCGCGCAGCGCCGGCGAAACAUCGAUCCCUUCAAGUUCUCCUCUGUCGGCGUCGAGCUUGGAACGCUUUUUUCCCGUGAUGAAUUUUGGAUCGCCUGGAAAUGCCCUUCCAGCGAGUUCAUUGUAGAUCCCUUCGACGGUUUAUGUCAGAUUAUAUUCUCGCAAGAAGUUACGUUCUCGCGGAAAGACUCGAAUGAGACCUUGGCGAUCAAAUGCGAUAUAAAGGUGCAAUUUCUGGUUAGGGAUUUGGAUGAUGUUAAGUUUUGGAAGGACGAGGCACCCUUUGCGCUUCUCCUACAUUUCUCCUCUGCCCCGUUGGUGUUUUACCGAACUGCCGACGAUGAUAUCUAUGAAUCAGUUCCGUUCAGCCUCUUAGAUGAUGAGGAUCCGUGGAUUCGAACCACGGAUUUCACGGCUAGCGGAGCGAUCGGCCGAUGCAGCGUCUUUCGGAUUUUGCUUUCUCCUCGAUACGGGCCAAAGCUCGAGAGAGCGCUGGCUUAUCUGAGAGAUCACAGAAUCCCGCAGUCUCGACCGAUGAAACCUCUUCGUGUUUGUGAGGAGCCAGACUUUGGAGUUCCCAUGGCUGAUCACUUUUUGUGCAUUCAAGCUAUGAAAGGUAUCAGUUUUGGCACACUGUUCAUGGUUAAUGCAGUUUUGCACAAGGGGAUCACCAACCAGUUCCAACUAAAUGACAAAUUUUUCAAUUUGCUGAGGAGCAAUAGUGAUUCAUUAAAUAAUGCAGCUUUGAGACAUAUUUGGGCUUACAAGCACGCCAUCUUUAAUGCAUACCAAAGGCUAAAACUUGUGCAGGACUGGUUGUCGAGGAAUCCAAAGAUGAUGAAGGGACCAAGGCUUGCUGAUGAUACUAUGGAGAUUAGGAGACUGAUUAUUACUCCAACGAAAGCGCAUUGUCUGCCGCCAGAGGUGGAGUUGUCUAAUCGUGUUCUUAGGCAUUACAGGGGUGUGGAAGAUAGAUUUUUGAGGGUUAGUUUUACAGAUGAAGCAAUGCAGCGACUGAAUUCCAAUGUCCUGAACUAUUAUGUUGCUCCAAUUGUGCGGGACAUCACUUCAAAUGGAUUUCCGCAGAAAACUACUGUGUUUAGGAGGAUUAAGUCAAUUUUGAAUGAUGGCUUUAACCUGUGUGGCAGGAAGUACUCUUUUCUGGCAUUCUCAUCAAAUCAAUUAAGGGAUCAGUCAGCCUGGUUCUUUGCUGAUGAUGAGAAUAUAACUUCUGAUUCCAUCAGGAAAUGGAUGGGUAGAUUCUCCAACAAAAAUGUGGCAAAGUGUGCUGCUCGAAUGGGACAGUGCUUUUCCUCAACAUAUGCAACUGUGAAGGUGCUACCUAAUGAAGUUGAUUCUUAUCUUGAGGAUAUUGAGAGGAAUGGCUUUGUCUUCUCUGAUGGGAUUGGGAAGAUCACACCAGAGCUUGGGAUGGAAGUUGCUGAAAUACUGUCAUUGAUCGACAAUCCUCCUUCGGCCUAUCAAAUACGAUAUGCCGGCUGUAAGGGUGUGGUAGCCGUUUGGCCUGGGAAAGAUGAUGGAAUUCGUCUGUCACUCAGGCCAAGCAUGAAUAAAUUUGACUCCGGCCACAAUGUUUUGGAGAUUGUUUCAUGGACUCGUUUCCAGCCAGGCUUUCUGAACAGACAAAUUGUGACACUACUUUCAUCCUUGGAUGUUCCUGAUACUGUUUUUUCAAGAAUGCAGGAGGAAAUGAUUUCUAAGUUGGAAGAUAUACUUGUAGACACUAAUGUUGCACUUGAAGUUCUUACCACUUCCUGCCUUGAGCAAGGAAACACUGCUGCAAUGAUGCUGGCUGCAGGUUUUAAACCUCAAUCAGAGCCCCAUCUGAAAGAUAUGUUGUUGUGUGUCAGAGCCGCGCAGCUACGGGAUCUUUUAUUGAAGGCAAGGAUAUUUGUUCGAAAUGGAAGGUGGUUGAUGGGCUGCUUGGAUGAACUGGGGAUACUGGAACACGGCCAGUGCUUCAUUCAGGCAUCGACUCCAUCGCUGGAAAAUUGUUUCUCAAAGCAUGGUUCUAGAUUUUUGGCAACAAAGAAAGAGAAGAAAAUUGUUGUGGGUACUGUUGCAGUUGCUAAGAACCCAUGUCUUCACCCCGGGGACGUUCGGAUUCUUGAAGCAGUUGACAUACCUGAACUGCAUCACCUUGUUGAUUGCUUAGUGUUUCCACAGAAGGGAGAGAGACCUCACUCAAAUGAAGCAUCUGGUAGUGACCUUGAUGGUGAUCUUUAUUUUGUUACUUGGGAACCUAAUUUAAUACCUCCAAGCAAAAAGAGUUGGGCUCCAAUGGAUUAUACACCAGCACAAGAAAAGUUGCAACCGCGCCGUGUCACCCAUUGGGACAUCAUUGAAUUCUUUGUGAAGAACAUGGUAAGUGAGAACCUUGGAGUCAUUUGCAAUGCUCAUGUGGUCCAUGCUGAUCUAAGUGAGCAUGGAGCCAUGGACGAGAAAUGUAUCGAGUUAGCCGAGUUGGCCGCCUUGGCCGUAGACUUCCCUAAAACCGGCCAAAUGGUCAACAUGCCCUCCUCCCUCAAGCCCAAGCUAUACCCUGACUUCAUGGAGAAGCAUGAACACCAAUCCUACAAGUCUGAAAAGAUCCUUGGGAGGCUCUAUCGUGCCAUAAAAAAUGCUUCAAAUGAGAGCUUGAUGCAUCCAGAGUUCACAUUCAGCUAUGAAAACAUUCCCUAUGACAAAGAUCUUGAGGUCCCAGGUGCUUCGGAGUAUCUUCCAGCUGCCUGGGACAGCAAAUGCCUCUAUGAUACACAUAUUAAUGCAUUGCUUGAGCAAUACAGAAUUACAGCUGAGGCAGAGAUUGUCAUAGGACAAAUAUCAUCAUUGCCUAAAUUCAACAGCAGGAAGCAAGGGGAUAUAAAGGAAAAAAUCAAGAAUUCCUACGAAGCUCUUCAUAGAGAAUUCCGCAAAGUCUUCGAGACAUUGGAGACGAAUGAUUUACAGCUUUCUGGAGUGGAGAAGGACUUGUUGUUCGAGCGAAAGGCAUCGGCAUGGUAUCAAGUCACCUAUCACCCAGAUUGGGUUCAGAAAUCUGCGGCGAGGAGGGGACCUGAUGGCGGCGAAGUGCCGCCCCGCCUAAGCUUUGCAUGGAUUGCUGCUGAUUACCUUUCAGGAUUGAAGUUGAAGGGUCGAGAAUGACAGGAACAUGAAGAUGUCUCUUCUGAAGGAGAGAGAGAUCUGAUGAUGAUGCUACAGUGAUGUUGGUUGCAUGAGUUAGUUAACUUUGUGUGUAGCAAAGCCACUCUGCCAUUUCUCAUAUCUAUAUUGAUAGAUAUGAAUCUCGUUUUGAGGUAUUUUUCUUUUGUUUUUGUUUUAGCUUGUUAUUUUCUGUUAUUCUGUCUUCUGUUUCAGAAUGUAUCAGUUUUUCUAUAAGAGAGUUGUUUCUGGC
Molecule: messenger RNA, 4012 nt
Organism: Dendrobium catenatum
Lineage: Eukaryota; Viridiplantae; Streptophyta; Magnoliopsida; Asparagales; Orchidaceae
Product: probable RNA-dependent RNA polymerase SHL2
Exons: 2
Coding region: 214-3762 (1182 amino acids)
Biological process (GO): siRNA processing
Cellular component (GO): nuclear RNA-directed RNA polymerase complex
Molecular function (GO): RNA-directed RNA polymerase activity
Source: RefSeq, a predicted model, not a curated record